GACGACGGGCCUCCCUCAUAAUGACGGGGUAUAAAUAGCGCGACCGGCGGCGUCAGCCUGUCAUUGUCGAGGGCUGCGGUGUUCACCGGACAUUAUGCGCGAGUGUAUUUCAGUUCACGUCGGCCAGGCCGGGUGCCAGAUUGGCAACGCUUGCUGGGAGCUUUAUUGCCUGGAGCACGGGAUUCAGCCGGAUGGACAGAUGCCGGACGACAAGACCAUCGGGGCCGGCGACGACUCCUUCAACACUUUCUUCAACGAAACGGGGGCGGGCAAGCACGUCCCGCGGGCAGUGUUCGUCGACUUGGAGCCCACGGUGAUCGAUGAGGUGCGGACCGGCACAUACCGGCAGCUCUUCCACCCCGAGCAGCUCAUCACGGGAAAGGAGGACGCGGCCAAUAACUACGCCCGGGGACACUGCUCGGUCGGCAAGGAGAUCGUGGACCUGGUGCUGGAUCGCAUCCGGAAGGUGGCCGACCAGUGCACCGGACUGCAGGGGUUCCUCAUCUUCCACAGUUUCGGUGGCGGCACCGGCUCGGGCUUCACCUCCCUCCUCAUGGAGAGACUUUCCGUCGACUACGGUAAGAAAUCCAAGCUGGAGUUUGCCGUCUACCCGGCGCCGCAGAUCUCCACCGCCGUGGUCGAGCCCUACAACUCGGUGCUGGUCACCCACUGCACCCUGGAGCACUCCGACUGCGCCUUCAUGGUGGACAACGAGGCCAUUUACGACGUGUGUCGGCGGAACCUGGACAUCGAGCGCCCCACCUACACCAACCUCAACCGCCUGAUCGCGCAGAUCGUGUCGUCUAUUACCGCCUCGCUGCGCUUCGACGGCGCCCUGAACGUGGACCUUACUGAGUUCCAAACCAACCUGGUCCCCUACCCGCGCAUCCACUUCCCGCUCGCCACCUACGCGCCCCUGAUCUCGGCCGAGAAGGCGUACCACGAGCAAUUGUCGGUCCCCGAAAUCACCAACGCCUGCUUCGAACCGGCCAACCAGAUGGUGAAGUGCGACCCCCGCCAGGGCAAGUACAUGGCGUGUUGCAUGUUGUACCGUGGGGAUGUGGUUCCCAAGGACGUCAACGCCGCCAUCGCCACCAUCAAAAGUAAGCGCAGCAUCCAGUUCGUGGACUGGUGCCCGACCGGGUUCAAGGUGGGCAUCAACUACCAGCCCCCGACGGUGGUGCCGGGGGGCGACCUGGCCAAGGUACAACGCGCCCUCUGCAUGCUGAGCAACACCACCGCCAUCGCCAUGGCCUGGACCCGCCUGGACCUGAAGUUCGACAAGAUGUACGCCAAGCGGGCCUUUGUUCACUGGUACGUGGGAGAGGGGCUGGAGGAAGGGGAGUUCCAGGACGCGCGGGAGGACAUGGCGUCGCUGGAGAAGGACUACCAAGAGGUGGCCCUGGAUUCCACCGACCUUGCAAGAGCAGAGGAGGAAGGAGAGGAGUAGACGAUAUUACUUUAGAUUAAAAUGUUUAAAGAAAUGCCAUAUUUAUGCAACAGAGCAACGUUAGAUUUGGAAAUAAAGUUUAAUAAGACAUCAUUAUACUCCCAAAAUUAAAUGUAUUUGAAAACA
Leucoraja erinaceus (little skate) is the source of this 1576-nucleotide messenger RNA. RefSeq names its product tubulin alpha chain-like. Gene Ontology annotation, molecular function: GTP binding; structural constituent of cytoskeleton. The coding region runs from base 95 to 1450 and encodes 451 amino acids. NCBI's taxonomy places the organism in Eukaryota, Metazoa, Chordata, Chondrichthyes, Rajiformes, Rajidae. Gene Ontology annotation, biological process: mitotic cell cycle; microtubule cytoskeleton organization. The transcript is spliced from 5 exons. The record is from RefSeq and is a predicted model, not a curated record. Gene Ontology annotation, cellular component: microtubule; cytoplasm.